AUGGCAGUCUCAACAAUUGAAUGCAAGGAAUUCACAGCUGCCGAGGGACAUUACACACAGAGAGAGAAUAUUUUUAUAGAAACAAGAGUGCCAAAUUUGACUGGUGGGACCUCGGUGUCCAUAAUUUCCGUGAAAUAUAAAGAGUAUCCGAGCUCGCCUAAUGCCGAUGGCGGCUUGUUAGCGAUAGACCGCGUGGGCGAAAAUAUUUCAGACACUCGGUCAACUUCUGUGACUGAAAAUACUUUGGUGGUGGACUUGGAUGAACCAACGGAAUUAGAUAAAUCAGAACCUUUAUCGCCAAUCAUUGAGGGUAACAGCCUUGGAUCCCCAAUACAAUCAUCACCCGUCGUGAAGCCACCUUCGGCCGGCAAUGGAGCCGUCCCAACGGCGAUCGAAGGAAAGAAGGAUGAUGAUAUGUUUUCAGUCUUCAACGUGAUGAAAAGGAAAAAAACAAGGGGAAACAUCACCAGGACGACGUCGUCGCUUGUGGCUAAAAUAACCCAGAGCGACAAUCUGGCGAAGAUGUUGGCGAAUCGACAGAACGAAGACACCUACCUAUUUGUUAAUGCGGGACGAGCGUUCUGUUGGAUAGACCUAACUCACCCAAAGGUAUCGCAUAAUUUUACGAUAAUAUUUAGUGGUGAUGCGCGGGAUGUUAUAAUUGGGUUUUCAUCCGGUGAUCUUAUUUGGUUUGAUCCUUUGUGCAGUAAAUAUAAUCGGCUCAAUAAGCAGGGUGCGAUAAACAAUUCACCUGUAACGAUGGUGAAGUGGAAGCCCGGUACGGAAAAUCUUUUUAUGGUCUCUUAUCAGAAUGGUUCGCUAGUUGUAUAUGACAAGGAUAGGGAUGAUCAGAGCUUCACGCCGCCAGCAGGGAACGAAGAAGAGGGGUAUGUGUUAACGGGCGGCCAAGAUGAUUUGGUCACCAUAUGGGACUUUCGGGAACAACGUAUUGUGGCCCGUUGUCAAGGACAUCAGUCGUGGGUUACCGGCGUAUCAUUUGAUCCGUGGAUGUGUGACGAACGUAACUAUCGGUUUGGUUCCGUCGGUGAAGACACGAAACUAUUGUUGUGGGAUUUCAGUGUGAACGCGUUGCACAAGCCUAAGAGCAUCGCAACAUCCCGUGACACUGAUCUCUCUUACACGCACAUACUACACGUACACAUCUUUGACAUCGAUAAAAUGUCUUCGUCCGCAACAAUUAGUUCUUGGUCGUCGGUAAUUGAUGAGCAAGAAGAUGGUUUUGACGCAGAGGAUGAUCUGGAAACGGAAGAACAGCGACUCGCCAAUGGCAAUAGGGAUGCCGUUCUCUUUGUGAUCGAUUGCUCGUUGUCAAUGAUGAGUGAAGAUGCAAAUGGUGAUGUACCGUUCCGUUCAGCAGCCCAAUGCGCAUCCGCAGUAAUGAUGAACAAGAUUAUUAGUGCAAAUGAUAAUGACUUCUUGGGCGUAAUGCUCGUUGGCACGGAAAAGUCUCAGAAUCCGCUUGAGAAAGAACACAUUUACGUCCUGCAGAACAUGGAUCAAUCGGACAUUCAUCGAAUCAUGGAGUUGAAUAAAAUUUCCGAUUUCGAGCAGUCUGAUUUCGUACGAGAAUAUGGAAUUACCGACAAGGAGUAUCCGUUCGGUGACGUCUUUUGGGUCUGUAGCGAAUUAUUUAACUCAAUAACAGCCUCAUCAUUGAAAACGAAGAGAAUCUUUCUGAUCACCGAUCAAGAUAAACCUCAUUCGGACAAUCCCGUCUUGCGUAGUACGGCGAUUACGCGUGCAAGAGAUUUAAUCGAAUCAAAAAUUGAAAUAAAUUUAUUUAGCAUCAAUAGACCCGGCUCAACUUUUGAUCUUAAUGCUUUUUAUGCGGAGGUACUUAUGGCGGAUGAGGAAUAUGGCGAUUCACCUCACGUCAGCGCAUCGAAGAAUUUUGAUGGCUUAUUGUCUCAAAUUUUAUCCAAAGAAUUCCCUAGGAGGUCCAUGUUUUCUGUACCCUUUCGUCUGUUUGAGGGCGAAGGGAUGACGAUAGGUGUUAAGGGUUAUAUUGUGAUCAGCGAGCGGAAGAAACCUCCACAUAAGUGGGUUCAUAUGAGGGGCGAGACCACGCGUUUGACAGAAAGCAAGACAAAAUUGAUCUGUGCGGACACUACGCAAGAACUAUUGCCCCAAGACAUAAAAAGCGGUUUCUUUUAUGGUGGAGAAAGGAUCGUUUUUACCAAAGAAGAAAUGCAAAAAAUUAAAGAAAUUGGAGACAAAGCGUCAGCGCUAAAAGUUCAUUAUAAUAUGGAUGCCUCUUAUCUUUUAUAUCCCGAUGAAGAGCAAUAUGAGGGUAGUAGGAGGACAUUUGCGGCUUUGCAUAAAAAGAUGAUUGAGAUGGAAAAGGUCGCAAUCUGUACCGCUAAUCUUCGCGCAGGUAGUUUAACGAAAUUUGUCGCCUUAAAACCUCAGCCUGAAUUGCUUGACAAUGAAGGACGGCAGAUACAACCCCCCGGGUUGAGUAUGUUUACACUACCUUUUGCCGAUGACAUUAGACCUCUUCCACCUCACGCCUCCAUCACACCAGCCCCCGAUAUCCUGGUCGAUGCUAUUAAACCGAUAAUUGAGAAGCUUCAGAUUAAAGGAGGAUAUAAUCCACAAAGAUUCAGCAAUCCUUCAUUGGCGAGGUUUUACAAUGUGUUAAUAGAUUUGGCCCUUAAUCGAGACGUGGAGGCGGAAUUCGCCGACUCGACCAUGCCAAAAAAUUCGUUAAUUCACCAGCGUGUUGGAGAGUUUGUUAAAUCAUUUAAUCUAGAAGCUGACGAGCAAGCAAGCUCCCAUGUUGAUAUGACAACAUUGUAUGCUGAAAACAAGGUCAACAAGGCUACGGUGAUUCAACUAAAGGAAUUUCUUAAUAGCGUGGGCAUUAAGCCAUCUGGUAAAAAAGAUGAUCUUGUUAAUCAG
Messenger RNA from Acaulospora colombiana, 2922 nucleotides. The record is from the annotation of a GenBank genome assembly. Lineage: Eukaryota; Fungi; Glomeromycota; Glomeromycetes; Diversisporales; Acaulosporaceae.